Messenger RNA from Chondrus crispus (carragheen), 1451 nucleotides. RefSeq lists its product as hypothetical. Gene Ontology annotation, molecular function: O-methyltransferase activity. NCBI's taxonomy places the organism in Eukaryota, Rhodophyta, Florideophyceae, Gigartinales, Gigartinaceae. The transcript has 2 exons. The record is from RefSeq and is a predicted model, not a curated record. The coding region runs from base 1 to 1230 and encodes 409 amino acids.
AUGCUAAAUCUCGCCAUCGUCCAACCGACGGUUGUUGGCAACGGUUGGCAACCGUAUUGUACUGUACCCUUCAAGGGUAGUAACUGCCACACCUCACAGCCUCACCUCAACUACCGACAUUCCGGAGUGAAUUGCCCCGCAUUGUUCUCAUCUCAUUCCAUCUUCAGCUUCAACACCAUGACGGCCCCCCCCGACGCCCCCGACCUUCGACCAUUGCUAGACCUCGGGGUUGCUUUCAGUGCCUCCCGCGUUUUGCUGACGGCGGUCGAACUGGAUCUAUUCACACUGCUCUCCCGUGGUCCUUUGACAGCCUCUGAAAUCGCAACCGCCCUAAAACUCCAUCAGCCAGCGGUCCCAGAUUUUGCGGACGCUCUUCUCUCCCUCAACAUGCUCACUCGUGAAGGAGACGGUCCUGAGGCACGGUACUCGAACGGGCCCCUGCCAGCUUACUACCUGGUCAAGGGCACUCCAACGUACAAAGGUGGCUUCUUCGAAAUGUGUGCUAUCCGUCUGUAUCAGUACUGGGGUCAUUUCACAGAGGCUCUCCAAACUGGCCGUUGUCAGAAUGAAUCACAUCCAAGAAAUGCUGGAGCGAAGGAUGUCUGGUCUUCCAUUUUUGGAACAGAUGAGAAGCUUGAGGAAUUCAUGCAAGCCAUGGGUGCGCUCACCAACGACGCGCAGCGCGAACUUGCAAAAAAAAUGGACUGGGGCACGGUAUCUUCCCAUCUCGAUUUGGGAGGUGCACUCGGCCUUCUGUCGUGUGAAGUCGUUUCAGCUAAUCCACAUGUGAAGUCUACCACCCUAGAUCUAGAACGUGUAUCCAAACUUGCCCGAAAAAACAUUGCGAGACGAGGUCUAACCGAUAAGAUCAGUAUUGCGUCAGGCUCCUUCUGGGACUGGCCGUUUACCAAGGCAGAUGUAAUCACAAUGGGGCUAAUCCUUCACGAUUACGACCUUGAGAAGAAGAUGGUUCUUCUGCGAAAGGCAUAUGAUGCACUCAAUCCUGGUGGCCGUUUGGUAGCGAUAGACCAUCUGAUCGAAGAUGACAGAAGGGGAAGCGUACCUGCUCUCCUGAUGUCACUCAACAUGCUUGUUGACCAGGAAGGUGGAUUUGAUUUCACAAGCCGCGACUUCGAUGGAUGGGUGAAAGAGGUAGGGUUUGAUCAUAGUGAGAAAAUUGAGUUGGUCCCCCCUCUAAACGCGGUCAUUGCCUACAAGAAAGGAUCCUGAACGAGGUUGGUAAAAGAAAGUUACGUUGUGUGCAGCAGCCCAUCCAUUCCACAUCGUUUCUAUUCAAUCCAAGGGGUAUAUCUGGGAACAACGUAGAGAUUGCGCAGCACUCUGAAUUUCUGAGGACAAUCUGAUACAGAGUGGGUGCAUCCAGAAAAUAGCACUCUAACACUUUACCAUUGUAUGAUAGUUUCAAAAAUUGAUUGUCCCCACCACUCUUG